Molecule: messenger RNA, 4758 nt
Organism: Aquila chrysaetos chrysaetos
Lineage: Eukaryota; Metazoa; Chordata; Aves; Accipitriformes; Accipitridae
Gene: DCSTAMP
Product: dendrocyte expressed seven transmembrane protein
Exons: 5
Coding region: 127-1557 (476 amino acids)
Cellular component (GO): membrane
Source: RefSeq, a predicted model, not a curated record
GCGCUUUACAGGAGGGCCUGUAAGUAACGCUUUAGGGUUAAUAUCAAGGAACUGUGGAUAGUAUCAUGGACUGAGUUAGCUGUUCUAAGUUUGAGCCAUCACAGUGUCAGCAGCAAUCAGAAGAAAAUGCGAACAUUUGUCUCAAUAGCCCAGAACGCAUGGGGAAUUUUUAUAUCUGAAAGGAAGCCUGGCUGGAAGUAUCUGAUGCAGCUUUUUGCAGUUUGCUCUGCAGUUGGCUUCCUCUCAAGCUUUCUCUUAUUCCUUGGCAUGCACUUCUCCCUGGCACACCACCCUUUGGGUCCCUUACUGAUUUCUGGAUUCGUCUGGAUUUCACUUUCUAUCGCGCUGUCCUGUUUCAAGCACCUGCGCUGUUUUAGUGUCCUGUUCCUCCUUUCUUGUGGAUUGCAAAAUGGCAGGAAUGCUCUUAUUACUGCUGGCACAGGUGUUGUGGUGGCCGGCAACAUCCAAAAUAUUUUUCACAACCUAAAGAUUCUGGCAGACAGUAUAACCUGUCAUUUAGAGUAUGAGCAAUUUGCCUUGAUAAAAUAUUAUGUUGAGGCAGUAAAAUGGAUUUACGAGGCGGCCAAGCUUUCCACUGAACUAUCUAAACAGAUAGUGUUCCUAAGGCAUGAAUUCGCACCAUCUUAUUCAAUUUCAGAUGAUGCAUUAAAACAAGAGCUAAAUGACACAAAGCAAGAAAUCCAGAGAGUUGCCAACCAGAUAUCUUUCAUGCUGACUGUACUGCCCUAUAUAGGCCAGAAAGCACUGCCUAUAUUGGGGAUUUUUCUAGCUUCUUUUGGAACUGGCCUCUUUAUCAAAAAAUUUGUGGGCUCUCACAGUGCCAAAUUUAAGAAUACUUAUAUCACAAAACAGUUCAUUGCAUUUGAUGAGCACCAAAAGCAACAGCAACGACCCUGUCUUCUGCCACUUAACAGAAAAGAAAGAAAAGAUUAUGUGACAAUCCCAUCUUUCUGCCUCACAAGGAAGGACAGAAAAAACAUGCAGCGGUUUUUUCUCCCUGUAAUUAUUCAUCUUUGCAUAUGGCUUCUGUUUGCGGCAGUAGAUUAUUUGUUUUAUUGGUUAAUUAUUUCUGUGAAUAAACAUCUCCGAGAAGUACCGGAUCUAGAGAUUCAACUCAGCCUCUUUCAGCAAAGGAAUGAGAAUAGCUUUAUCUUUCAUAUGACAGAGCACAUUCAAAAGACUGAUCCUUUCAAGAUCUCUUUGUUUAAGCAUGACUGCAUCCCUCAGCCAGAGCUCGCUCUUUCCACAACAUGGAUCCAGCUUGGAGUCAUCAUCUUCUUCUUAAUCAUUUUUGGGUUAUUCUCUGGCCUCCUGACUCAACUUAAAAUACUGGUGUCAACUUCAUUUUAUCCUGACACUGAGAUGAAACGGAUACAUUAUUUGCAUGCAAAAUUACUCAAGAAAAGAGCAAAGCUACAAGAGAAAACUGGGAAGAACGGGUUUGCUAGAACGGUCAACUUUUGGUUUCCAAUACUCAAGGCAAGAGAGGCAGUGAGGAAGAAAGAAAGGAGUGUGGCAAAUGACAGCAUGGUGUGAAAGAGACCAAGUGAAUCUUUGGAUAAGGCUGAGAUGCUCUAGCUCCACAGGGACCUGUGUUUCGCACCCAUCUUUCCUAUGGAAUGUCAAUUUUAAAAUGUAAAAAAUAGGACCAAAGACUAAUCAUCAGUAUUUUUGGAAAAGUGCAGAAAAGAAGCCACAGGAGACAGUGUGCUCUCCACCACAGAGAGAUCUGGGUUGACAUUAAUACUUGUUUUUCAACUUGGGGUCUGCAUUGUCUGGUACUUUAGAAACCUGUGGAGGGUCUGUUCUUCUGUGUAAAAGCAAUCAAACAGCUUGGACCUUUUAGGACUACAGCACAAACCUCUUUGCGUUGAGCUAACAGAGGACAUAAUGGCAGUAGCAGGCUUCUUGUCUUCACGUUUGCCAGACACUGAAGAUAGAAGACACAGCAGAGGCUGUUCAUUGGCUUCUGGGCUAGCCAAAAACCUAACUAGAGGGCUUAGAUGUUUCUAGACAUUUCUAUUUCUCAACCCUCAACUGCCCCAAACCCUUCAGCCGGGUUCUUUCCCAUCCCUAGCUUCAUAUACCUGCUCCUGCCUCUGUAGUCAUCUCUUCUGCAGGGCCAGUGGUCUACAUGCCCUCUCAAUCUUCUAGCCCAGCCAAACUCUCCCUCCCACCUUGGCUCCCCCACUUACUUCUGCUGAUUUGUCUCUCCAAAGCUUCUAAUCCUAGUUUCCUACCUGGAAUUCUUCACCUGUUCUUAGUCUCCCACUUUCACAUAUCCAUAGACUGUAUCGCUAGUGCAGAUUGUCCUGUAUCUUUGAUGAUCAUGAGACAGGUAAUGUAGCACAUGCAGAAGUGGGAAUGCUCACAAGAGCUAUAAUACAGAGGAAUCAGGUGCUGUGGGUGCAAACAAGCUGGUUUUGAGGUAUAGGGGCAUACGAGCAGAGGUGAACAAUGCUUUGAAUCUUGCAGUCCGAGGGAGCCUGCAGAAGUGGCAAAAAUGGGCUUAAUUAUGUUGAUAAAGCCACCAUUGACUUCAAAGAAACAAAACUGAGCCAAUACUGAGUGCUUCACCUAUUCAACUAACAUUGGUGAUGUGACCAUAUGACACAAGAACAAAUGCUAAAAGCAUAAAGACAUAGGAACGACUUGACUGACGUGGCACUAGAGAUUUAAUGUAGAGCUAAAAAUCUACCCAACAGGCAGUAUACUCUUGAUUUUCAGCCACAGCCAAAUUCUUUCUUUAGGUUGCGUAAUAGCAAACUCUACUCUGUUCCUCUAUAAUACGUGCAUGGUCCCAGGACAGCUAUUGAUCGAUGUCUCUGUUAUCGGAAUGAAUAAAGACAGUAGCAAGUGUCAGAAGUUAUUUUCCACUUGAAACACUGAAAAACACCAAGUCUUUUUUUCUUUGGGUCUUCGAAACGAAGCCUCACUCCUCCAUGGACACAGGUAGUUCAGGUUGCUGCCAAUAAUUUGUCUGUAGAAAAUGAGGUGCUAGAUUAAAGCCAUGCAUUAUUGAGGGUUGUGCUGAAUGUCUCCGAGUGGCCUGACUAUGUCCUCUUUUGCUAAAGCAGGACAGCCUUGGAUAGUAGCAGAACAUCGUUUAUAUCCCAGGUACUACUGUCAAGGACCAGUAGCAAGAAGCAUUCAGGUGAAAAAGAAGCAAAAUGAAGGUUGCUCUAAAUUUGUUUUCACAAAACAGACUAGCUGUCCAGGUACUAUUGACAAGUGGAUAUAUUUGUUCACUCUUGUUAUCAUUGCAGAUGAAAGCUGAAGAGUUAAAUGUCAGCAAAAGCUGAGCAUUUUUGGUUGCGUUCUGACAAGUUCAUUGCUGGUAGGAGUUGGAUAUGCUCCUUUCAGUCCCAAAGGACAGGCUGCUCUGGUGAACAUUUUACCUAGAUACUUGACCCCACCAUUGGUGACAAAAGACAUGGAAAAGCCCAAGGUACUUCUUUGUCAGGUCUUGACAGGUAAGACUGAUCUUUAGUCAUACCAGGCCCCUCAGACCAGAGGGAAAGUCUGGAGCAAGACUUACCCCCCAUGAAGCAUGACAUGGUUAGAGAGCACUUAAACACACUGGACGUAUUUAAGUCCACAGGACAUGAUGGCAGGCACCCAUGGGUGCUGAGGGUGCUGGCUGGUGUCAUUGUGAGGCAACUCUCAACUAUCUUUGAAAGGUCAUGGUGAUCAGGAGAGGUUACUGAGGACUGGAAGAAAACAAAUGUCACUCCCAUCUUCAAGAAGGGCAAGAAGGAGGAUCUGUUAAACUACAGGUUUGUCAGCCUCACCUCAAUCUGUGGGAAGGUGAUAGAGCAAUUUCCCCUAGAAGCCAUUUCCAAACAUAAAGUCCAUGAACUUGGCUAGGAUAUCACCUAAACAUAAGAAGAACUUUUUUACUGUGAGGGUGGUCAAACACUGGAACAGAAUGCCCAGAGAUGUUAUGGAGUCUCUAUCCUUGGAGAUAUUCAAAACCCAAUAGACAUAGCUCUGAGCAACUCAGAGCAGCGGGGCUGGAACAGAUAUCUCCAGAGGUGACUGCCAGCCUCAGCCACUGUGUGAUUUGGUGACUUUUACACAAAGCAUUGCAGAAAACAUAUUAGGCAUACACAGCAAAAGCUUGUGUUAAUUUGUGAACGUGCUGUGCCAGCACCAGGGUGGCACCUGACAGAUAUUGUUGCCAUUACACUCAUACUGGAGUCACGCACUUGAGUGGACUAAUGCACUGUUUGCUUCUGUGACCAUACACAUGCAUACCCGUGUGCUGAAGGCAGGCAAAGGAGACAGGUUGCUCUUCACCCAUCUCCCUAAACCUGGGUUACCAGGGAAAAUGGUAUAUUCUGCACAUUUUCAUUUAAAUUCUAAAAGAAAUUCACCUUUGGUGCCUCAAAGACAUUGAGGUUUAUCUCAGUGGUAGAACAGUUCUUACCCUGAUCCACAGUACUUACCCUGAUCCACAGUAUUAGGUGUAUGCCCUCAGCUGCCCAGUGGUCCUCUUUAGUCAUACAGAUGAAGAGGCAGGUCUGUCUCUCCACUGGUAUUAUACAGAGACAUACCUCUCAUUCUCUGCAGACCUUACUUGGUUUCUGUUUUCUUCCACUUGUUUCUGUCCUGUGAGCUGGGGAAGUCUGGAGGUUUGUUUAUCUUCAGCUGUCUCCUCUGUAAGUUGUUCAGCUAUUCCCUUUGCCUCGCUGUUUACCAUAACCCUCAACCACAUGAUUACAUUGUUCUUUUUUC